AUGGGUGCUGAAUUAGACUUUGUAGAUGAGACCAAGCUAACAAGGCCAUUCGACCUUGUUGAAAAAAUGGAGUACUUAUUUGUGAAGGUUGUCGAGGCCAGAAACUUGCCCAUUAGACACAACUUUUAUGUGGAAGUUAAAGUAGGAAACAUGAUAGCAACAACCCGGUUCUUAGGGAAUUCAUCCUAUAAAUGGAAUCAAGUGUUUGCUUUUGAGAAAGAUAAAAUUCAUGUCACGGAUGUGGAUGUUUUGGUGAAGGAUCAGAUGAGGGCUGAACCAAACCCGCAAGCAUAUUUUGGUCGUGUUCGAUUUUGUAUCAUUGAUAUUCCAAUGCGGAUUCAACCAACGGCUCCUGUGGCAUCAGAAUGGCAUAAGCUAGUGGAUGAAACUGGGACACAGGUUGGUCUAGGAGAUAUCAAGUUAUCUGUGUGGAUAGGAACUCAAGCAGAUGAAUGUUUUCCUGAUGCUUGGUUUUCAGAUGCCACAAGAAUGAGCGGUGAUAGUGUUGCUUAUACUCGUCACAAGAUAUAUACAUCACCAAAGCUUUGGUAUCUCAGAGUCCAUGUGAUUCAAGCACAGGACUUGUUGCUGAGACCUGACAUUUUGAGUUCAGAAAUUUUUGUCCAAGUUGAUUCGGGAAGCGUGCGUGUGAGAACAAGUCUUUCUAAAAACAUGGGUGCAAGUGCAAUUUGGAACGAGGAUUUGUUGCUUGUUGCACAAGAACCUUUUCUUGACACUCUUGUCAUGAGCGUUGAGCAGGGGACAUUGGCAGAGCAUGUAAGCUUGGGAUGGCAUAGGCUUCAAUUGACAAGCGUGGUUAAGAGAACAGGUGUUGGUAAAGUGGACAUGGAAUGGUAUAAUCUUGAUAGGCCUGGAGUCAUUGAGACUGCAAGGGAGGUUAAGUUUGCUAGUAAGAUUAAUGCAAAGAUCUCUUUGGAUGGUGGCUAUCAUGUAAUGGAUGAGCCUAUUCAUUAUAGUAGUGAUUUUAGGCCUUCGUCAGAGAUACUUCAGGAACCGGAAAUUGGAGUUUUGGAACUGGCGAUCAUAAAGGCAACUGAUUUGGUGCCAAUGAAGAUGCAAACCAGAACAGAUGCAUAUUGUGUUGCUAAAUAUGGCCCAAAAUGGGUUCGAACAAGGACAGUUGUUGAUAGCCUCUCACCAAAGUGGAAUGAGCAAUAUGUUUGGAAUGUUUAUGAGCCAUGUACAGUUAUUACUAUUGGAGUUUUUGACAACAACCAGUUAGAUGCUAACGAUAGAGCUAGAGGAGCAAGUGAUAUUCUAAUGGGUAAGAUUAGAAUUCGGCUAUCAACACUUGCCCUUAACAAAGUCUAUACAAAUUCUUAUCCCAUUAUAGGUUUGCACCCUUCAGGGGUGAAGAAGAUGGGAGAAAUCCAUUUGGCAGUGAGGUUUUCUUCACUUGCUUCAUAUGGUAUGGCUGCUAGGUUUUAUACCUACAUUCGACCUUUGUUUCCAAAACAUCACUAUUAUUUCCAACUGUCUUCUGCUCAGAUUGAUAAUUUAAGAAAACAAGCUGUUAAUGUUAUAGCAUACAAGUUGAGCACUAAAGAUCUACCACUGAGAAAAGAGGUUGUGCAUCUUAUGCUGGAUUUGAGGCCAGACAUGUGGAGCAUGAGAAAAGCAACAAUCAAUUAUAAAAGGGUCACGAGUCUUAUUGGUGACUUUGCUGCCUUAUGGAAAUGGUUACCGGACGUACGAAAUUGGAAGAAUCCACUUGAUACAUUGUUUGUUACCAUCUUGUGCUACCUUGUGCUUUUUUGCCCAAUGGUCAUUUUUCCCUCUGUGAUUUUGGGCAUUUUUUGUGUUGCGUUGAAGCGUUAUCCCAAGAGGCCUAAGCAACCUUGUCAUAUUGAUGCACAAUUGUCUAGUGCUGGUAUAGCAACUCGUGAGGAUCUAGAAGAAGAACUUGAUACGUUUCCAACACAAAUUGAAGGGGAAACUUUAAGGAGGAGGUAUGAUAGAUUGCGUGUAAUUGCUGGCGAUGUACAAAAAAUGGCUAAUGACUUUGCCACCGUUGGAGAGAUUUAUUUUUUUACUAUUCGUGGGGUCCUCGCCGUCUCAAUCCUAUGGUUUCUAGUGGGUUCAAGAAUCCAGAAUAUGUUGGGUUUCAGGAUCGGACUUGAGAAUUUGAUCACUAGGCUGCCCUCCAAUCGAGCUUUUAUACUUUGA
Messenger RNA from Gastrolobium bilobum, 2187 nucleotides. RefSeq names its product FT-interacting protein 3-like. Lineage: Eukaryota; Viridiplantae; Streptophyta; Magnoliopsida; Fabales; Fabaceae. The coding region runs from base 1 to 2187 and encodes 728 amino acids. The transcript is spliced from 2 exons. The record is from RefSeq and is a predicted model, not a curated record.